AAGUAUGGAACCGUGGGAUAGGUUUCCCGAUCACCAGGAUGAUGCUGAUAGCUGCUCAGAAUCUGUGAAGUUCGACGCCCGCUCCAUGACAGCCUUGCUUCCUCUGAAUCCUAAAAAUGGUCCUACCCUACAAGAGAAACUGAAGUCUCUCAAAGCUGCACUGAUUGCCCUUUAUCUCCUCGUGUUUGUAGUUCUCGUGCCUAUCAUCGGAAUAAUGGCAGCGCAAGUCCUGAAGUGGGAAAUGAAGAAUUGCACAGUUGGUUCAAUUAAUGCAAACGAUAUGUCUCAAAGUCUCGCAGGAAAAGCAAAUGACAGUGAAGAAGAAAUGAGAUUUCGAGAAGCUGUAAUGGAACAAAUGAACAACAUGGAGAAGAGAAUCCAAUUUAUUUCAGAUACAGAAGCCAAUCUCAUAGAUUCAGAGCAUUUCCAAAAUUUUAGUCUGGUGACUGAUCAAAGAUUCAACGAUGUUCUUCUCCAGCUGAGCACCUUGGUUUCCUCAGUUCAGGGACAUGGAAACGCAAUAGAUGAAAUCUCCAAGUCAUUAAUCAGUCUGAAUAUCACAUUGCUUGACUUGCAGCUCAAUAUUCAAACACUGAAUGGCAAAGUCCAAGAGAAUACAUUUAAACAUCAAGAGGACAUGAGUAGAUUAGAGGAGCGUGUGCACAAUGCAUCAGCAGAAAUUAUGUCUAUGAAAGAAAAACAAGUGAAUUUGGAACAGGAAAUAAAACGAGAAGUGAAACUACUGAAUAAUAUCACUAAUGAUCUCAGACUGAAAGAUUGGGAACACUCUCAGACGUUGAAAAAUAUCACUUUAAUUCAAGGUCCUCCUGGACGCCCAGGUGAAAAAGGAGAGAGGGGUCCUGCUGGAGAAAGUGGUCCACGAGGCAUUCCAGGUGCAAUAGGUCCUCCAGGUCCCAAAGGUGAUCGGGGAGCAAUUGGUUUUCCUGGAAGCCGAGGAUUCCCAGGACCAAUGGGGAAGACCGGGAGGACAGGAAAUCCUGGACCCAAAGGCCAGAAGGGGGAAAAAGGGAGCGGAAGCAUGCUAAGACCAGUGCAACUCCCGGAUCAUAUUUGGGCAGGGCCCUUUUAAGAUCAGGCAGGUUGGGCAAGACACCCUCUGCUACCAUCUCAUUAAAAGGCCCCUCACCUCCGGACAAAUCAUCCGCACAACUGACUCCAAGAUCCCUCUGUGGCUCCUUCAAAUGACUCUGGUUCCUGUGUCGUAUCCAGCUUCCACAUGGCUUUCUCUCCAGGUCUUUUGUGCUGUUUGGACCUCUGUUCCUAUGCUCAGACCUCUUCCCACUCUAGUAACCCACCAUCACCACCAUCUGCUGGCACCCUUAGCUGGGUCAUCUCCCAUGUACUGACUGGCAAGCUGCUCCUACUGGUUCUCAGAGCAAGAGCAGGAGCCCUCUGCUCCCCACUCAUCUGAUGUCUUACUGAACCCAAUUUAACCCACUGGGUUCUAGGAGACAUCUCAUGGAUAUUGAUUAUAUAUGGGUUCUUUACAUUCAAAAACAAUACUCUCAAUAAGUGAUAGGGAUAACAUAAAAGAAAAUUCAUUCAUUCACUCUGCACAUGUUCAUUGUGUGCCUCCUGUAGCUGAACAUAACAGCUAAUAAGAUAUUGUCUAUUGUCUAUUGUCUCUGGCCCUCAUAGAGCUAAUAGUCCCUGAAAGCCUAGACAUGGAAACAGGUGAUUAUACAAUACAACAGAGCUAUUCUGGGGGAGGAACAGGGCUCUACAGGUGUUCAGAGGAGAUCAAGAUUAUUAAAUUCUUUAAAAUAUUAAAAAUAUUGAUUUUGAUUAGCUUAAUUUACCUUCUUAUCUGCUUACUCUACAAAUUAUACCACCUCCCCCCCCCCCCCUGUUUUUCCCAAAGUUUAUAGUGAGGUAAAGUAGAGCUUGAACAGUUCAUUCAACACAUUUAGACCAAAACACAGAACUUACUUCCUUCAAUUACCUGGCAAUUUCAAGCAAGUAUUUUGAUCGUGAAAAAAUAAUGCUGAAGUUUUCUAUUGCCAAAAGCUUUUUUGUAUUUUACGCUUUAAGUAUCUAGUAUAGAUCCUGAAGAUAAAGAAAUAUUUCCAUAGAACUGGAAAUAUUUUAUGUAGGUGAACAAAGGGAUAAAAAAGAGAAAGGGGAAAAAAAAAAUAAGAAAAGGCAGACCGAAACAAGGCAUAGGAAAAAUAUAGGCUAUCAUGUUGUUUUUGAAGUUCUUUCUGUUUAUUAGCAGAUGACGUUUUCACACCUCUCAUUUUCUUCACGGUUUACAAAUAGUCGCAGGCGUCCCAGUCUUGAAUUUCUGGUAGAAUUUGAGCGUGUCCGUGUGUCCCUCAGCCCUUCCAUUCCCUCUCCUGGGAAAAGCGUUUCAUGACACCUACCUCACAGGGUUGCUGUGAGGGUCACGUGAGAUACUGUGUGUGUGAAGAUGCCCUGUAAAAUCAUAAAGUGAUUUAAACACACAAGGUCUGUUGUGCCGUGGUCUCUCUCAACCGGAAUUGCUGUUCCGUGCCGGAAUCACGCAGGCAUUUAAAACCGGUCCUGAGGCUAGGAGCGAAAGCAAAAUGAAAACGCAAGAAGCCAAGUAAAUGUCACGGACAAAAAGAGAGAGAUGCUAGAGAGGAAGAUGAGAUUUUACGCGAGACAGAGGAAUGAAAGUGUGACCAGAUCACAAAUCACUGAGUUUGUCUGGGCCGAGCAGAAGAGCGUAAGUUGUAAAUAAAAGAAGUGACUAAACGGAGUGUGUGCCAGAGGCCAGAAGCUGUCAACAGAGGUCCGAACAAAAUGUCAGUCUAAUAAAACAAGAGAGUCCAGGCUCUGAAGGACGAAGCGUGAGCCCAAGACUCUGCUGAUGAGAAAGCUCCAAGAAGGGUUGAAACAAAUUAGAGUUGUCUAUGGUCCUCUGGGUCUGCCCCUAAUGACACCAGAGUCUCCAAGAAUAAAAACAAAAAAGAGGAGGGGGAGGAAUCAGCCAGUCUCGAGAUGGUCCUUAGUGUUAGAAGACUGGCCAUGUCGACUAGCCAGUUAAUGCAAACACCGGGAGGGGAGUUGAAGCUCUUUGUCUGGGGUUGAAUUAGGUGUCACUUCCUACCGCACUCUGUACUGGGGGCCAACUAGAACCUGGGAACCCGUCUUCCCUUGCCAUCGGGCUGUGGUCCACACUGGCCAAAGAAUGACCCUGAUCCCAGAGAUCGUGGCAGAUAAUUGCAGGGCACUCCAUUCACAGGUUGCUUGACACCCCAAAGCGCAAGUAGAUGCUAAGUGUGUGAAAUACUGAUCCAGACUUUGCAAAUUAGGGGAGAAGGAUUUCUCUUUUCUCCUUAGACAAAAAUAGAUCUGAAUGCCCAGCUCAGAUGCACAAAUUAUACCACCCUGAGUAAUGUGCGAGGAAGAGACAGAAAUCUGCCUCGAGCUCUCCUGCUUAUCACAAGGAUUCCUCUGUUCUGUUCUCGCCUGACGUGGAAGUGUGUUUCAGUCAAGCAAAAACAAUUCCUACUAUACAAUUAAACACUUCGUGUGAGGCUCUGUCCUAAACACACCGAUGACCAAUGUGUCAUUGGUCAGUAUUUUUUACUGUGCUUUAUUCAUGCCCAAUGAGACUGUAAUUAGAAUGUGAAUUUACAGUGUCUUAAAACUCGUGCAAGGGUGUGAAAUAUCAGUUUGACUUGCCAUUGAUUUCUACUGAGGACAGCACAAUCGCAGAUGAAUUUUGGUCUUUCUCAAAGCUUUCAGCCGACCGAAGUAAAACCCUCUCCUCCAAACACUAAAUAAUGAUAACAGUGAACAUUUAGACAACACUGGGUGUGCACCAGGGGCUUUUGAUGCAUUAUCUCAUUUAAUCCUCAGAAGAGCCUUUGAGGUAGGUACUUUGUUAUUCCCAUUUUGUAGAUUGGAAACUGAAGCUCACUGCUGAUAAAUGGAAGGGCAGAAACUCAAAGCCAGGUAUAUCAAUCUCCAAAGCCCCAUGUUGUAACUAUGACUGCAUUCAACACCCCCACACUAGUUUUUUCUUUUCUUAAAUAUAAAUGCCGCAAAUGCAUAGCGUGGAGGCUAUGGGGAAAAGAGGGAAAGAGAUUUGUAAUAAGCAACUUGGUUUUCCGGAAUGGGCCUAAUAAUUUGAAGACACAAAGCAGGUGGAAAUUCUUAGAGUAUGACUUCCAUUAUUUAAAAUUAAAAAAAAAAAAAGCAUUGCCAAUUAAUCUUGAUUUGUGUAUGUUUCUACCUUCGCAUACUGUGUCGGCUCUUGCCUCCAGUUCUGCCCCACAUCUGUUAUUCAGAAACAUAGUCUCCCCGGAACACCUGCGAAGUUUACAUUGUCGGUAAUAAGAGUUAUUUACUUAUGGGCGUGAGGAGAAGGAACCACCUGUUAAUAUUCUGUUUUUAUUUCGGUAACUGGCUCACUCUUAACAUUUUUUCAGUAACUGGCUCACAGAUAUAUUUUUUAAUAUAAUCUGGCUGCUUUGAUGUCCCUCUUCUGUUAUUGUGUCUCUUUUUCCAAACUCAAUUGUGUAGUUUUCUCAGCAGCACCCGUUAUGAUUGAGCAGAAUACACCAUCGGGAGCCACGUGGCUCCAGGUAACUUAGCUAAGCCUUCUUGUUCUUGACAGUCUGUGGUUUUUAAAGCUUUAUGCGAGUCCAUGAGGUGUUGUCAAAACGUGUAACGUUCCGUUAACACAAUGGGUGUGUUCCCGAAUAGUGGAGAUGACUAAUACGUCGUGUAAGUUGAAAUAAGAGAUUUAAAUCGGGGAUGGAUCCAGCGGUCAGCGUUUACCCUGUUGAGUCUCUCUUCCGAGCUGACUCAACACAGCCCGACUCCUACCGGAGCCACUUAGAAGGAAAGAAAAAAAAAAACAAAAAAAAAAACAAUCAGUACAGCUCCACCCAGGUCUCUCACACCAGCAAAAUUUGAAAUCCAUCUGGUUACAAGCCUGAAAGUGGUGGACUAGACCCAACACACCGGUUCCCAUCAUCCACAGCCUCAGAAGACCAAACAGCUUGCCUGCCCCGCUUCAGAGAACCGGGUGCUGGCUUCCCACUCUGCAGUCACUGUGGUCUCACGCCACCACGAGAUCGUUUCCUUUGUUCCUAUUAAGGCACCGUCCGACUUCGGGCUCACAACCAUACUCGCCCCCUCUCUCUCUGGGCUUCUCUGGAAAUGCACCGUCCUGCAGAGGGAAUCUCUACACCAGAUUCCCCAGAACCACACAGUUGCUGGCUUGCACGUGAAGUGCCCGAGAAAUAUCUCCCAUUAUGGCCUAACCUACAGACUGGCCCCUUCCCGGGGGUGCUCUGUGUGAUUUCCAUUCCCUGCUUCCCUGAAUUACUCGCAUUCUGCCUGACCCACUCACUGCAAAAUGGGACACCUGAAUCCCAGCAACUUUUCAGAUGCUCAUUACCGGGAACUAUUUAAAGGAAUCUUAAUAUGACUGAUUUAGCAAAAUGAAAACCACCCUUCUUCCUAAUGAUGUUCUGUGUAAUUCUGAUUUUCCAUUUCCUAGAAAUGCUGAAAGGUAAAUUGCUUCACCUGAACACAAAUAUUCAGUCUCUGUGCACAAUAUUUUUGCAAAAACUCCACAUGGCUUAUAGCAUAAUUCAUUUAUUCCCUACGAAAUGAUUAUCUGUUCUAUUCCAAAACAAGCUUUCAUGCCAAACUCUCUCCUGUUGUAGUCUCCUGUUAUAUUCUGUUACCUUCUAUUUCACUCGCACAUAGAAAUACUAUGUCUAUACCAAAAGAACGUGUAUUAUAUUAAUCACAGAAAGUAGCCAAAUGAGUAAUUAUUAUUACUGUAGUAAAACAUCUAGUAGGCCCUUAAUAA
This is a messenger RNA of Acinonyx jubatus (cheetah), 5818 nucleotides long. It is a transcript of the gene MSR1, whose product is annotated as macrophage scavenger receptor 1. Gene Ontology annotation, molecular function: scavenger receptor activity. Gene Ontology annotation, cellular component: membrane. The transcript is spliced from 8 exons. NCBI's taxonomy places the organism in Eukaryota, Metazoa, Chordata, Mammalia, Carnivora, Felidae. Gene Ontology annotation, biological process: receptor-mediated endocytosis. The coding region runs from base 5 to 1090 and encodes 361 amino acids. The record is from RefSeq and is a predicted model, not a curated record.